AUGCAGAAAAAGAACGAAUUAUCUAAUGACAAAAUAGCCAUGAGUAGAGCCAGAUCGUUUAUGACUAGUGCAGACAAAAAAUUCAAAAACGAUUCGGUCAAACGUAAAUCUUUUUUAUCUCACGGAGCUGUAAAUUCAUUAGAUUUGGCUCUAAGCCGAAUAAAGAAGACGAAAUUAGCAAAUGGGGAAUAUUUCUGCACCAGUUCCCAUACAAGUCCAUCGCGGAGAACUGCUCCAGGAGACAUAUUUAUCGACAGCCUCACAAGUGCCAGUAACGUGGACACGUGCUCCAUGAUGUCUAUGAAUUUUUCUCACUACGAGCUCAUGCGUAAUCUUUCUCAGUCGAACUGCAAUUCGGAUACCGCCUUUAGCGCCACCACCUUGAAUGCUGCUUCUGUACCUCGCGACUCGAUGUCCAGAAACGAACAUCUAGAGAGAUAUUUUCGCAGCGUGGAAACGUGGAAAAAUUCCAGUAACCGCGGUGCAAACGACAAAUAG
This is a messenger RNA of Leptosia nina, 498 nucleotides long. NCBI's taxonomy places the organism in Eukaryota, Metazoa, Arthropoda, Insecta, Lepidoptera, Pieridae. The record is from the annotation of a GenBank genome assembly.